CUUCUUUAUUUGUCACGUGACCGGGAAGAAACGAAGAAAAAAGAAAGGCGAGGAAGGGAGAAAGGAGAAAAAAAGCUGGGGGAUUGUCAGCUUGGAAGAAGAAGGAGAUUUUCUGUUUUGUGUCCAGCAUUUAUUUGAGGAGGGCGAAAAAGUCAGAAGAAGGGGGCGAGUUGUUCAGUUAAUUAAGAGUUCCAGAUGUGAUGGGAGGACAGAGGUGGAUGUCCGCUGGAUAUGAGACAAGCACGUAAAUAUAGACUCUGAAACGGAGGAGGAGAGAAGAUGAAGCUGAACGAACGCAGCGUGGCACAUUAUGCCACCUGUGAUUCACCACCAGACAAGACGGGCUUCCUUUUCAAAAAGGGCGAGCGUAACACAGCUUAUCACCGCCGGUGGUUUGUUCUGAAGGGCAACAUGCUCUUCUACUUUGAAGAGCGUGACAGCCGAGAGCCCAUUGGCGUCAUCGUCCUUGAAGGAUGCACCGUGGAGCUGUGUGAGUCGAGUGAAGAGUUCGCCUUUGCCAUCAAGUUUGAUUGCGCCAAAGCCCGGGUGUACAAGAUGGCCGCUGAGAACCAAGCAGCCAUGGAGUCCUGGGUGAAAGCGUUGUCAAGGGCCAGCUUUGACUACAUGAGGCUGGUGGUCAAAGAGCUGGAGAGGCAGCUGGAGGAGAUCCAGGAGGCUGCUGGAGGUGGCUUUGUUGGGGCUGGAGGUGGCUUUGUUGGGGCUGGAGUUGGAAACCUGCAGAGCAGGCCCAAAUCCUCUAAGCGAAACAAAUUGGCGUUGUCCAGGUCUGGAGCAUCCUCUUCUUCAUCGUCCUCAUCCUCCAUAUCAUCUUCAUCAAGUGUGCCUCCCAUGUCAGCCCCCUUCUCUGCCCAGAAGAGCCCACAGGAUGAGCUACAGCUCAUCUCUGGGCCCUCCAAGGAAAAUGGAGUUGCAUGGAAUAAGCCACCAGCUGCCUUGGCUAACGGAUUUGUGGAGGGAGCUUCAUCCUGUGUGGUCUGGGAAAGCUGUGGGGACCCUGCGAAUGUGAUUGCUUAUGGAGCUGACGGAGCGAGGGCUCCACCUGUGCCUCCCCGGAGAAAAGGAGCAUCUCUGGAAAGCCCCGUAUGCCCUGGCACUGGCUGCUUCUCCAAACUCCAUGACUGGUAUGGCAAAGAGGUGGAGGAACUGAGAGUGCAGUGGCUGCAGAGCCAGUAAGCUGACGGAGGUGGAUCACCUCUUUUUCCACAGUUUAUCAUUCCUUCCUGAUCAUUCUGCAGUGCUUCACCCAGCAAUAAGGUGAAGUGACUGAAUGGAGACUAAACUGCAGUCUUAACUAAUGGAAAUGAAAAGGAAAAAAGCAUCAGAGAUUGUUUCUAAAAUUCUGUCAGAGGGAAAGAAAUUGUCAUAAAUAUUAACACUAUCAAGCCAAGAAACACAAAAUAUGCUCUUUUGUGCACAGAGUGAGUUACAUUUGCCAAUGACAAUUGGAAAAGCUGCAGUAUUUAAAAUGAUAGUUCAUUUAUUACAAUCAUCAGUUUUUCUAACAUGAUGCAUUGAGUUUAGCAUUGAUUCAUCUUAUAAUAGAUACAAAUCUAAAACAGCUGUUUUAUUACUGUUCCCAGUAUUUAUGUUUUUUAACUUGGCCAUCUUUAAGCAAUUGUUACGACUCAUUUUAUCUACAGUUAUAAGAACCUUGAACAGUUUCUCAUUGCUUCCUGAUAAUUCUGCAGUGAUUAUUUUUUUGUUUGUUUGUUUUUUUGAGUUGUACAUGCAAAUUACUUCGCUAAUCAUGUGGAAAACACAAAAAAACAAUAGGUAACUGAUAUAAUCACAACAAGGAAGUCUUUUUUUUUUUUCUGCCAAAAGGAAAAAAAGCCCCAGGUGGUUUCUGUUAUAUAAUACAACCUGAAGAUGUUGCACAAAAUAAUUAGACAUAGUUUGAGGUGGUUAUGUCACAUUAACCACAUAAUAGUGCAAAGAAAAUUGUGGCGCUUUAUGAAUGAAACCCCAGUUUGGUGCUGUCCAACCUUCACCCUGUUGGUGAUGCAGCUUUGCAAAGCUGUUUGGUCUAAAUGCUUGAAUCACAUUGAUCCUAAUGACUCUGGCACCAGGAUAAUAUCUGUCUUCCAAGUUUGAAAUUCAGGAUUUUGAGUUUCCUUCAAACCACGGUAACGCUGAGACAUUUCACUGCAAUGACUUGUAGCUGUAUGGACUGUGUGUGGCUGCCGUCAGGUAUCUUUAUUGAUCUUUAUUGAGCCCAGGUGGAGAAGUGCCACUGUUUAUUCGAGAGUUAAAAAAAAGCCUGGGGUCCAACAUUAGCCUGAAUUAUUUCUUUAAACAGUCCAAAUUCUGCUCGUAUAUAAAUGUAAUUCAUUCAACCACAGCAACUUAACGUACAGUAAAAUGUGUUUUCAUUUCAGCACUAGGCUGCCUAAUGCCAUAUUAUGCACUAAUGAUUAAAAAGGUCAUGUCCUCUAUACUAGUUUGGGUAAACAUCAAUAACUCAUUAUAACUUUGAUACAGUAAUCAGUACUGCAGAUACUGACUUUCUCUUCCUAAAGCGUUCUUUUAACGAGAGCUUUUAUCAAUGUUUUUAAUGUUCUAUCCUGUUAGUUUUUUCAAUUUUGUUUCC
Archocentrus centrarchus (flier cichlid) is the source of this 2611-nucleotide messenger RNA. Its product is annotated as sesquipedalian-1. Gene Ontology annotation, cellular component: early endosome; recycling endosome; trans-Golgi network. The transcript has 3 exons. The coding region runs from base 280 to 1194 and encodes 304 amino acids. The record is from RefSeq and is a predicted model, not a curated record. Lineage: Eukaryota; Metazoa; Chordata; Actinopteri; Cichliformes; Cichlidae. Gene Ontology annotation, biological process: endosome organization; retrograde transport, endosome to Golgi; receptor recycling.